Messenger RNA from Ailuropoda melanoleuca (giant panda), 537 nucleotides. It is a transcript of the gene ZCCHC13, whose product is annotated as zinc finger CCHC-type containing 13. Gene Ontology annotation, molecular function: nucleic acid binding; zinc ion binding. The record is from RefSeq and is a predicted model, not a curated record. The transcript has a single exon. The coding region runs from base 1 to 516 and encodes 171 amino acids. Lineage: Eukaryota; Metazoa; Chordata; Mammalia; Carnivora; Ursidae.
AUGAGCAGUAACGAAUGUUUCAAGGGUGGAUGGUCUGGCCACUGGGCCCGGGGAUGCCCUAGAGCAGGAGGGAGUCGAGGGCGCGGAGCUAGAGGCCGCGGCAGAGCUUCUCCGAGCAGUUCCACCAACCUACCUGACAUCUGUUACCGCUGUGGUGAGUCUGGCCAUCAUGCUAAGGAUUGUGACUUUCUUGAGGCCCUCUGCUACAACUGUGGGAGAAGUGGCCACAUCGCUAAAGACUGUAUUGAGCGGAAGAGAGAGAGUGAGCAGUGCUGUUACACUUGUGGAAGACCAGGCCACUUGGCUCGUGAUUGUGACCGUCAGGAAGAGCCGAAGUGCUACUCUUGCGGGGAAUAUGGCCACAUUCAGAAAGACUGCAGCCAGGUCAAGUGCUACCGGUGUGGCGAGACCGGCCACAUGGCCAUCAACUGCAGCAAAACGAGUGAAGUCAACUGCUACCGCUGUGGCGAGUCCGGACAUCUGGCCCGGGAAUGCCCCAUGGAGGCUACCGCUUAGUUUUUCCCCUUUGUNGCCCCC